AACGCAAAUGUAUUUUCCUUGAGUGGACUUUGAAGCAGGGGGGGCUGUGGCGCUUCUAAGAGACCGAAGGGAAAGUUAAAAUUCAAUAUUUCUAAGCUCGUCAAUGGCUUCUUCUUCUUCUUCUUCUAUAUCUUUCACUUCGUUCCUCACUUCCCACUCUAACGCUACUGAUCUCAACGUUCCGGGUUUCGUGUAUGGGAAAGUUCCGGCAAGUUUACGGUUCAAUACUGUGAAAGGGAACAGGGCGUUGUUUGGGAAGAAAUUUGAAUUGAAUUGUUUCCAAGAGAAAGAGAUGGAUGUGAGCACUUCGGCGGUGGUUGAUGGGAUCGCAGACCGCUUAACUGAAAUGGAGGUUAAGGAGCCAAGUAUUUCAACCAUGUUGAUUAAUUAUGAGAACAAAUCCGAUCCUUUUGAUGCAGUCAGUCCACCUCUUUACCAAACUGCUACAUUCAAGCAGCCUUCAGCUACUGAAAAUGGACCCUAUGAUUAUACUAGAAGUGGCAAUCCUACCCGGGAUGUUUUGGAGAGCCUUUUGGCGAGGCUUGACAAAGCAGAUCGAGCAUUCUGUUUUACUAGUGGAAUGGCGGCUUUGGCUGCUGUUACUCAUCUUAUUGCACCUGGUGAGGAAAUUGUUGCUGGAGAGGACAUAUAUGGUGGUUCUGAUAGAUUGCUGUCUCAAGUAACUACAAAAAGAGGAAUUGUGGUGAAACGAGUGGAUACAACUAAUUUAGAAGAGGUUGCAUCUGCUAUCGGCCCCAUGACAAAGCUUGUGUGGCUAGAGAGUCCAACCAACCCUCGACUACAAAUCUCUGAUAUUCGAAAAAUAACAGAGAUGGCUCAUACACAUGGUGCUCUUUUAUUGGUUGAUAAUAGUAUUAUGUCCCCUGUAUUGUCACAACCAUUGGAACUUGGAGCAGACAUUGUAAUGCACUCGGCUACUAAAUUUAUAGCUGGACAUAGUGAUGUCAUGGCUGGUGUGCUUGCUGUGAAAGGGGAAAGCUUGGCAAAAGACUUGUACUUUUUGCAAAAUGCAGAAGGCUCGGGGUUAGCUCCAUUUGACUGUUGGAUAUGUUUACGAGGUAUUAAGACCAUGGCCUUGCGUGUUGAGAAGCAACAGGAGAAUGCACAAAAGAUUGCUGAAUUUCUCUCAUCCCAUCCACGAGUAAAGAAAGUUAACUAUGCUGGUCUUCCUGAUCAUCCAGGACGUUCUCUACACUAUUCUCAGGCAAAGGGAGCUGGGUCUGUUCUUAGCUUUUUGACGGGCUCACUGGAAUUCUCAAAGUACAUUGUUGAGACUACCAAGUACUUCAGCAUAACUGUUAGUUUUGGGAGUGUGAAGUCCCUCAUAAGUAUGCCUUGCUUUAUGUCCCAUGCAAGCAUACCAGCAGCAGUGCGGGAGGCUAGAGGCCUCACUGAAGAUCUUGUUCGCAUAUCUGUGGGAAUUGAGGACAUCAACGAUCUCAUUGCUGAUCUAGAUUAUGCACUGAGAACUGGGCCUCAAUAGUAGCUUCAUUCUUAAUGCACUCAUCUUAACAUAAUUAUGUUUUAUGUCGUUGUUUUUGGUGUAUGGUCAAUUUUUAUUCUGUAACGUUUGGGAGUUCGCAAUCCAUUUUGAUAGACAAAAGGAAAUAACAUAUUCACGGCACCUAAUAAUGCCAGAGGAUGAGUAAGAAACCAGUGAGAAAGGAAAAUAACAAAAUAGAGGAAUUUAGAUUUGA
Vitis vinifera (wine grape) is the source of this 1718-nucleotide messenger RNA. RefSeq names its product cystathionine beta-lyase, chloroplastic. The coding region runs from base 104 to 1504 and encodes 466 amino acids. The transcript is spliced from 13 exons. Lineage: Eukaryota; Viridiplantae; Streptophyta; Magnoliopsida; Vitales; Vitaceae. Gene Ontology annotation, biological process: 'de novo' L-methionine biosynthetic process; transsulfuration. Gene Ontology annotation, molecular function: pyridoxal phosphate binding. The record is from RefSeq and is a predicted model, not a curated record. Gene Ontology annotation, cellular component: cytoplasm.